Durusdinium trenchii is the source of this 2163-nucleotide messenger RNA. The record is from the annotation of a GenBank genome assembly. NCBI's taxonomy places the organism in Eukaryota, Dinophyceae, Suessiales, Symbiodiniaceae.
AUGUGGUUCGAGGAGCUGCGCAUCCGCGAUGUGCGGAGAUAUAACCUCAUGGUACGGAGGAAUCGACUGCCCGCCAAUGCGCAGCAACUGCUGGACAGCGAUGCCGAGACCCCCUUGUGGGAGGAUGUGAAUGUGGUCUCCGAUCCGGACGCCAUCAAACGCUCCAUGGUUCACAGAGACAUCCUGGAGUAUGUGAUGAAGGAAGUCUUAGAGAAGGAGUUUGGCGGCACCUGCAGCUAUCUGGAGUCCAUCGGAUUUGGUCCGGAAGAGCUCUUUAAGCUACGCGCACUGCUGGUGGAGCCAGAUCAGGUGAUCAGAGAUCAUGCCCGGGCACGCUGCAAAAUGGCAGCGGAGAUCCUCGAGAUUGAGCUGAGUCCCGACAUGGUUCUCGAUGACGGUGCCAUGGCCGGAGCGUCGCUCGGGUUGCCUGUCUACCCUGCGUGGGAGGGGAAAGGCAAUGACUUGUACUCCGCUGAGGGCGAGGAUGAUUUAGAAUGGCGCAUUCGGCGGCUGGAGGCACGGGGCUUGGUGCGAUUGGUUGAGUUGUCGAUAACCGACAUCAUCCCCCAAGCCGACGUCCGCAACGCGGAGCGAAGACGCGGGGGAAGCGCUGGUGUCAUGUUUCGCGGUGCCUGGGGCGCUGGAAGUCAGCAGAGGACCAAUCCCGUGCCUUGUGUCACAGACUUUCCUGUGCCUGAUGAGCAGAACAGUGGGCAGCGUCCGCGCGGUUUCGACGAGCUCCGCGGUGUCGAGCUCGAACGAGCUCAUUGGGAGAAGUCAACUGCUCAGGAGGGGCGUAGAGGUGGCAGCGUGCUCUACUGGAUGUCCCGCGAUCAACGCGCCCACGACAACUGGGCGCUGCUGAAAGCACAGGAGCUGGCCCUGGAACGACGCGCGUCCUUGCAGGUGUGCUUCUGCUUGGUGCCCAAGUUCUUGGGAGCCACCUUGAGGCACUUCGACUUCAUGCUCCGUGGACUGGAGGAGACCUCCAAAGAGCUCUCGCGCUUGAACAUUGGCUUCCUCCUCUUGAAGGGCGAGAGCGUGAAAGAAGUGCCCAAACUCCUCCGAUCCAUCAAGCAGAAAGGGCCUGUGCACGCCGUGGUGUGCGAUAUGUCACCGCUGCGCGUACCCCGAGCUUGGGUGGCAGGCGUGGGGAAGGAGCUGAAGAAGCUGAAGGUGCCCUUGAUCCAGGUGGAUGCCCACAAUGUCGUGCCUGUUUGGGAGGCGUCUGACAAGCAAGAGACGGGCGCACGAACAUUAAGACCAAAGCUCAAGAAACUUUACAAGGACUUCCUCCACGAGUUCCCUCCUCUCAAGAGGCAUCCGCAUGGACCGGUGGUGAAAGGGAAAGGCUUGGAUCUCUCUGCGGCUUUGCGGAGCUUGCAAGUGGAUCGAGAAGUGGGACCCGUGAGCCAGGAGCUCUUUAAGCCGGGUGCUUUGGCGGGAAAGAAGCGCCUUGAGGACUUCUUGAAGCAUCGUUUGAAGAGCUUCGCGUCGCUACGCAAUGAUCCCACCCAACAGGCGUUGUCUGGCCUGUCACCCUGGAUCAAGUUUGGUCAGAUCUCUGCACAGCGAUGCGCGCUGACGGUGAAGAAGGCCAAAGCUCCGAAGAGCUCCGUUGAAGCCUUCUUGGACGAGGCCAUCGUGCGACGAGAGCUCUCCGACAACUUCUGCUGGUACAACGAGCACUACGACUCCUUAAAGGGCGCGGCCGCCUGGGCUGUCGAGACACUGAACAAGCAUCGCAAGGACCAGCGCGAGUACCUCUACAGCCGUCGACAGCUUGAAGAGGCUAAGACGCAUGACGAGCUGUGGAAUGCGGCUCAACGGCAGAUGGUUCUGGAAGGCAAGAUGCACGGUUUCCUUCGGAUGUACUGGGCCAAGAAGGUCCUCGAGUGGAGCAAAGAUGGAGCAUCUGCCCUGGCCACGGCCAUCUAUUUGAAUGACCGCUAUAACUUGGACGGGCGCGAUCCCAAUGGCUACGUCGGUUGCAUGUGGUCCAUUUGUGGCGUGCAUGACAUGGGCUGGCCCGAGAGAAAGGUCUUUGGCAAAAUCCGCUACAUGAACUAUGCCGGGUGCAAGAGGAAAUUCAAUGUGGAGGCCUUCGAAGCGCGAUACCCGGCAUCGAGCGGCGCGAGCUCGAAGAGGGCGAAGCGCGCAUGA